CGAGAUAGUAGUGUAGCUCGAGAGAGUCUCUCGGGAGGCUGGACUAGCCACAAGUUGUGGUGAACCAGGGUAAAAUCGGUGUGCCUCGUUCUUUUCUCUUUACUUCUCGCUUAUUCAUUUUUAUUUCUGCGAUUUCUUGAUCAAACGCUAUUCACCCCCCUCUAACGUUGGUCUAUUAUUCUAACAAUUGGUAUCAAAGCCUAACUCGCGUCCAAACUUAACCGUUUGAGAGUAAAGCGAUCAUGGGCUCUUCUUCUAGAAAUCUCUAUGCAGGAAUUGGAGAAGGUCAAUUAACCUCUAGGCCACCACUCUUUGAUGGCACCAAUUACUCCUAUUGGAAGGAACGGAUGAGAAUCUAUAUUCGUUCCACCAACUUCCAAUUGUGGUUGGUGAUAAAAAAUGGCGAAGAAAUCCCUAUGAAGAAAGUGGGAGAAACCACGGUCCCAAAGACCGAAGACGAAUUCUAUGCCGAGGAUAUCAAGAAGAUCGAAAACUAUGCAAAGGCCAUCAAUAUGCUAUAUUGCGCGGUUAACCCCGAUGACUACCGAAAGAUCUCCUGUUGCACAACCGCCAAGGAGAUGUGGGACAAGCUUGAAGUGACGUACGAAGGUACCGAUCAAGUUCGCGAAGCCAAGAUCGACUUUCUCACCCAAGAGUACGAAAUGUUCCGGAUGAAAGAAGGUGAGAAAAUUGAUGACAUGUUCGACCGGUUCUCAAAGAUCAUCAACAAUCUUCAUGCUCUCAAAAAGACCUACACCAAAUGCUACGGCUGUGGCGAGAUUGGCCACAUCAAGCCAAGGUGUCCAAAGGCCAAACACGGCAAGGACAAGCCUGGCUUCAAGAAGCAAAGGGCCUACAUCUCUUGAGGUGGCGAUUCCGGCGACGAAUCAACCGACCAAGAGGAGAACGAAUCUGCAAAUCUCUGCCUCGUGGCACACGAAGAUCAAAGCGACGACGUCCAAGAGGUAUGUAACAUUUCUUCCGACUCUUAUACUUUUGAAGAAAUGCAAGAAGCACUUCAUGAACUCUAUGAGGAAUUUGUUAGCGCUUCUAAAACAAAUAAAUCUUUGAAGAAACGACUUUCUUUACU
This is a messenger RNA of Cuscuta campestris, 1090 nucleotides long. The record is from the annotation of a GenBank genome assembly. Lineage: Eukaryota; Viridiplantae; Streptophyta; Magnoliopsida; Solanales; Convolvulaceae.